Molecule: messenger RNA, 1059 nt
Organism: Funneliformis caledonium
Lineage: Eukaryota; Fungi; Glomeromycota; Glomeromycetes; Glomerales; Glomeraceae
Source: the annotation of a GenBank genome assembly
AUGUUAAAAAAUAUUCUUACGAUUUUCAUUACGAUUUUUGUAAUUCUUUUGGCUGUUUCUUACAAAUCGUUAUACGAUUCAUAUAUUCUUCUAGGAUUUUCACGAGCGCCUGUUAAGUCCUAUGAUGGCGGAAAAUGCAGAAGGAUAGAAGAUGUUGAAGCUUGCGAAGAUAUUCAUAUUCAUCACCGAACCGGAUACGCUUUUAUGGCUUGCGGAAGCGAGUAUGAAAGACUUCAUGGUUAUUUCCCACCAAUCGAUAUUUUUAACAGUUCUCACCACAUAAGAGAUACUCCCCAAAUUUAUGAUAUCAAUAAAGAUAAUUUUAUUCCACUUGUUCUAAAAAAUUAUCCACCUGAAGAAGACUUUAUAUCUCAUGGGUUCGGCAUUUACGAAGAUCCUGAAAAUGAAAAUAAAUUAUACAUGUUCUUCAUCAAUCAUAAAAAAACCGGAAGCGUUGUGGAAAAGUUUGAACAUAUUUUACAUACAAAAGAAUUAAUUCAUUUGGAAACCAUUGAACAUGAAUUAAUCAAAACUCCAAAUGAUGUAGUUCCCGUUUCAAAACAUGAAUUUUAUUUUACUAAUGAUCAUUAUUAUAGACAAGGUUUUUUGAAAAUUAUUGAAAGAUUUCAUUCAUCAAUUACGAAUGAAACUAAAAUUGUCGUUGAUGGAUUACGAUAUGCGAAUGGGAUUAACACGAAUUGGGAUUACUCUCUUAUUUAUGUUUCUGCACCAGGUGGUGGUGAAGUAAAUAUAUACGAAAGAAACAAGAAUAGUAACGAACUCAGAUUAAAAGAGAGAAUAUUCACAGGAUAUCUGGGUGAUAAUAUUAGUGUUGACGAUAUAACCGGUGAACUUUAUCUUGCUAUAUUAAGAAUUAGUAAUAAUACCGAAGAAGAUAAAUUUUAUGGCGUAAAUUAUUCUAAAAAAGUUAUUUUGGAAGAUGAUGGAAAUUUGUAUAAUAUGGCAUCGGUUUCUGCUGUGGAUAGAAAAAGAAAUGUUUUGCUUGUUGGCUCUUUCGUUGCUAAGGGUAUUUUAAGAUGUGAUGGCUUAGAACUAUAA